Molecule: messenger RNA, 2237 nt
Organism: Solanum stenotomum
Lineage: Eukaryota; Viridiplantae; Streptophyta; Magnoliopsida; Solanales; Solanaceae
Exons: 6
Coding region: 398-1090 (230 amino acids)
Source: RefSeq, a predicted model, not a curated record
GAAGGAGAAAAUGAAGUUCUUGAGAUUGAAUUUCCCGUGCAAGACUUGGAUCAAUUCUUUGGUGAUGUUAAUGAUCUAAAUUUGUGUAUGGAGGAUGAAGCUGAGGAACUUCCAAUGCAAGACUAGAUUUGUUUAAGAUUAGAGUCACUUCUCGAUUUCUCUGAGUUUCUUACCUAGCUAUUUUAUUUCAUUAAUUAAGUUUCAGUUAGUUUUGUUUUGAACUAUUCAAUCGUAUUCAACUUCUAUCGGAUACCUGUUAUUUCUUAUGCUUUUUUUCAUUAGCUCUCCAAGCUUCCUAUUUUUAAUCAUGCUAAUUUUAUUUACUGUAAUUAUCUUGAUUAUAUCUUAAUUGUCUUUGAAAUUGGUUAUAUAUGUGCAAGUUUACAACUUAUUUUAUAUGUAUGCAGAGAUGCCGAAGCAAAAUCAGUAUAAAAAUAUGUUCAAAUCGGCGGCGAGCUCUUCUCUUGCUCCAGGACAGUCAUCACUGUUUCAACCUCAGGCUCAAGCUUCAUCUUCAUCAUCACAAUCAAAAACAAGUCAACAUGUUCCAUCUUCAUCAUCUGAUGGAGAUUCUUCACAAUCUGUCGUUCCAUAUACUUUCGAUGGAGUUUCUUCAAAGCCAACUACACGUAAAGACAACGAAGACAAUCAUGAUUGGUUUGUCGAUGUUAUAGAUCAACAUCAAGUAACAAAAACGGUUAGAAUGAAGAUCAGGGAUGUCCAUAACAUGGAAAAGGGAUUGCGGAUAAUUGUAGAAUGCGAUGAAUAUGCUGUACCUAUUGGAAAAGCAGCCGGCAUAAUUGCAGGAGUUAUGGGGCAGCUUGCCACAAAUGCUCUGUACUUUCCAAUCAGCUUUAAAGAAUGGCCAGACAUGCCAGAUUCUUACUUGGAUCGUGUUUUUGAUGAAAUCCUAAUGGCUCGAUUUCUCUUUAUGAUUGAUCAUCAAAAAGCAAAAAAAUGGGCUGGCAGUAAUCUUAACAAAAAGUGGAAGGACCACUGGCAUAAAUUAUGGCAUGCUGCGAAAAAUCCAUUAUUGAGUAAAGAAGAGAUCAUUAGAAAAUCUCCGAAUGGCAUACCCAUGGAUCAAUAGGCACUGUUUGUCAAUUAUCGCAUGGACGAGAAAACACAAAAACUUUGCAAGAAGAAUCAACAAAUUCGACAAAAUCAAAUUCCUCAUACCGGAGGUGCUAAGAGUUUGGCUAGAAGAAGAGCUGAAAUGAUGGCAAAGGGAAAAGCUGUUGAUCGAGGCAAAAUGUGGACUGAGACUCAUAAGAGAAAGGAUGGAAGUUAUGUAACUGAGGCGGCUAGAGAGAUUGGGGUAAGUAUUCUCUUUAUAUAUGAUUACUCGAGUAGCAAUUUAAUCAGAUUUCUGGUUAUGGUGACAUAGCAAAAAAGACUAAUGAUUCAAUUGUGUUAUUGAGGACCAAAAAUUAGUCUUCCUCUGUGUACUAAUUCUACCAUGCAGCAACAACAACCUGUUGUUCUUGCCCCUUCUUCUUAAUGGGUUGCUUUUUGUGAAUCAGAGACAAUAGCAUUUGAAGACAAUACCAAAUUGUACAAUCUGGAAAUUUGUAAUUCGAAGAUACAUGGUCCCUCUAUCUUCAUAGAGUCAUCAACUAGUAUUUGACAACAAUAGUAUGCUUGUUUUUCUUUUACACAUGAGAAAAUUGAAGAAAUUCGAAGUCAAAGGCGAGAAAGUAUUCUCGAAGUUUCACCUAGUGAUGCACUUCGCAUAGUACUCGGUCCCGAACAUCCAGGCCGUGUUCGAAGGUUAGGCUUGGGUGUUGUUCCAACUAUGGCAUUCAAACAGACAUCUCGGAGAUUUAUGCAUGUUAAUGUGAGUUCAUCUAGCUCUAGCAAUCCAACUCCAAAGUGGCAGCAAGAGAUGACGAGUAUGAAAUCACAAUUAAAUGUGCUACUCAGCUUAUAUCAAAAGAACAUAGGAAACAUCCCUGAAGAGUUUGCUCACUUAUUUCCACCUCCUCCACAGGCAUCAGAUAUAGAAAGUGGUGUUCAUCAGUCACCAAUCGGACCAACCAUCGAUUAGAAUCUUCAGAUGAAAGUAAAAAGGAUGGAGGACUAAGUAUAAACUGGAAAUCAUUUUUAGUAUCUUUUUUGGAUAUUCUUUUUGAAAAACACUUGAAAUUAGUAUUUUGAUGAUGUAAUUUUGAAGUUUUGAGUAACACUUGAAAUUGGUAUUUUGAUGAUGUAAUUUUAGAGCUUUGAAUAACACUAGU